Messenger RNA from Monopterus albus (swamp eel), 4802 nucleotides. RefSeq names its product protein phosphatase 1 regulatory subunit 3A. The coding region runs from base 1012 to 3678 and encodes 888 amino acids. Gene Ontology annotation, molecular function: glycogen binding; protein phosphatase 1 binding. Gene Ontology annotation, cellular component: protein phosphatase type 1 complex. Gene Ontology annotation, biological process: regulation of glycogen biosynthetic process. The transcript is spliced from 4 exons. The record is from RefSeq and is a predicted model, not a curated record. NCBI's taxonomy places the organism in Eukaryota, Metazoa, Chordata, Actinopteri, Synbranchiformes, Synbranchidae.
AAGAUCCCCUUUAUACAUUUACCCUACAACAUCAGAACAAGCUGUAACUAACAUUACUUUAAUACAGCUGUUUAUUUUCCAUCUGAGGAAUUGGGUGUAGAACAGGAGAUAUUAAGAUACAGAAAAUUUCAAUUAAUCACGGAAUCUGUUUAUUCACAUAAAAGAUUUGGAUGCACACAAAUAUGAAAAGCCUCCCAAAUGAGCUUGUAUAGCUCGUACAGCUUGUUUCACCCUGUCAGUCCUGUCUUUUACUUUGGCAUUUCCUGGUUCUCAUACAGAAGCCACGCUGCAGCUGGAAUGGGAUCAGCAUUCAAGGCACAUUUUAUUGUCACAGUUUUUGUUUCGCCUGCCCAUAAUUUAUUAGCAGGGGUAUUUUCAUGUUGUAAAACAUAAAUAGCCUAUACAUGCAACAGCAAUUUAAUUAAAUGCCUGUAUGCAUAUAAUUUUCCUUAUGGGGUUUUGGACCAUGAAAUCCCGAAAUAUCUUAAUUUCCACUUUAUGUCAGCAGAGGUUUUAUUUGGAUGAUGUUGUCGUCUAUAAACUACAUCUUGGGUCACAGAUAUUCACACAUUCUCAUGUCAUGUCUUAGUUACAGUUACUGGCAGCCUAUUACUUCUCAAUAUCCAGCAGUGGGCGUUUACCAGCCCGAACCAAACUGAAGAAGGGGAGUCGCAGGAUUAUACCAAUUUAAAAAGACACAUUUGGGGCAUGGAGAUCCCAGGCAGUAGGUCAUUCAGUUCUAAAAUUAGAGGCAGCUCCUUCCGCCACAUCAGCCAAACUGCGAUCUAUAAAGUCAUGUAGACCAGGGGAUACGCGAUCAGAGCUGGCUCUAAAGACAAGUUUUCCAUGGGUGACAUUUAACGCUGCACGUUGACUAAAGGAGGCUCUGUGCUCAAGAACAGCGCUGUCACUGCUGCGCAAAGCAUGAGUAGGCCUGUUUGAUAGUGCUUUUUGGAGACGCCAUAUGCACUAUCUUCAGCGCAGCUUCCUCGAGUGUGCACAAAUGCAACAAUGUCUUUUUUAACCAUACCAACCCAAGAAGGUCUUUUUGCUACUAUUAAAACUGGCACAUCAGCUGAGGAGGCAAAGACUCGAUCACCCAUGGAUAACAAGGAGAAUAAUACUGAUGAUGAAGAAGAAGAUGAGGACACUGAGGACGUCCGCUUCAUCCCACGGUGCUCCCCGGUGCCCAGAAAGCGAGGCCAGUCGAUCAACGACGAGACUGCCGAGUAUAUGCGGAUCCAUUUGGCGCUGUCUGGCGAAAAGAGAGUGUCGUUUGCCGAUACAACAGGUGGCGAUCUGCUGGACGUGAAGGAAUUUUUUGCCUUUGAUUCGGACGAGGAAGAGGACACUAAGAAGUGGGAGGAAGAGGAGUUGAAGUACCGAAAGCCAGAGCGAGAGCUGACCUAUCAUGUGCACCCAGAGUUUAACGCACCAGUCGGCAGCGCGCUGCUGCAGGCUGUGCACGCAAAUAAAGUGGAGGUUGAGCAGAUGUCUCCAGUAGACAAUGAGCCACUGACCUUCACUGGGGUGGUACGAGUCCUGAACAUCUCCUUCCACAAGGCAGUUUAUAUUAGAGCUACCAUGGACAACUGGGCUACUUACUUUGACCACCCUGCAGAGUAUGUCCAGGGAUCUCAUGAUGGGGACACUGAUCAGUUCUCCUUCAAGCUGUCUUUUGCACCACCUUAUACCACACAUGGCUCUAGCAUUGAGUUUGUCAUUCGCUAUGAGACCUCUGUUGGGGAUUUCUGGGCUAAUAACUCCUCUAUGAAUUAUGUAGUAACUCUGCUCGUGUCCAGUGAAGAUAUUUCAGCUCAAACUAACAUCGACAUGCAACAAAUAAAAGGUAUCCUCAAACCUCCAAAAGCUUACAGUAUGGAUGAUGUUUUUGAUUCAGAGGACGAGCAGGAAAAUGAAGAAGCAGAAGAAGCAGGGACCUCGAGGUCAGGACUCAUCAGACCUCCACCUGUCCCCCACCCAGACAUCAUACAGCCGGAGAUUGAUGUGGAGAUUGCAGUUCACCCAUCUGGUCCUUCUGUCCCACCCAACCAAGAGUUUCCAUCUGUUGAUGGGACACUGUCUACUCAAACUGUAUCCCCAGGUGAACAUGUCCCUUGUAUGUCUCCUGAAACCACACUUCAAACUAAGUCAUCCCUUGUACUGUGUGCCAGUGAACCAGUCCAGUCAAAGUCACAGCCCUUACCCAGACUCCUCUGUGAAUUAGGCAACCAGACGUCAGAGCAGCCCAUAGACAGUAGUCUCUCUGCAAUGCUGCCUUCUCUACCACAGGAGUCAAGCCUGAAAUCAGACGACUCUCUGGCUGGUGGAGAGCAAAUCCCUUCUUCAGAGGGCUCAUGCAUACAUCUCCCUACCACAGAGAUGGAUCUGUGGCCAUCAGGAGAGGAGAAAUCAAGUUGCUCUUGUCUUGAACUGCCCACUGAGUGUGUCUCUGCUCCUAGUGCAGCUCAGGGCACUGAGCCAGAGGCUGCUGUGGGAUUGUGUGAAGUUGCUGCAGGAUUAUCAGAAGGUUUCACCAGGUUUGCACAGCAUCAUGAAGGCAGUAUGCCUGGACUCUUGUCUCCUGUGGCUGAGAGUCAGGCAUUUCUAGGAGAAGAAAGUGAAGCUCGAUCACCUGAACUCACAGAGAGUGCCUCAGUGGUUUCAGGUGUAACUGAGGAAACCCAGAACCAGGCAGAGAGUCAGGCAUUUCUAGGAGAAGAAAGUGAAGCUCGAUCACCUGAACUCACAGAGAGUGCCUCAGUGGUUUCAGGUGUAACUGAGGAAACCCAGAACCAGGCAGAGAGUCAGGCAUUUCUAGGAGAAGAAAGUGAAGCUCGAUCACCUGAACUCACAGAGAGUGCCUCAGUGGUUUCAGGUGUAACUGAGGAAACCCAGAACCAGGCAGAGAGUCAGGCAUUUCUAGGAGAAGAAAGUGAAGCUCGAUCACCUGAACUCACAGAGAGUGCCUCAGUGGUUUCAGGUGUAACUGAGGAAACCCAGAACCAGGCAGAGAGUCAGGCAUUUCUAGGAGAAGAAAGUGAAGCUCGAUCACCUGAACUCACAGAGAGUGCCUCAGUGGUUUCAGGUGUAACUGAGGAAACCCAGAACCAGGCAGAGAGUCAGGCAUUUCUAGGAGAAGAAAGUGAAGCUCGAUCACCUGAACUCACAGAGAGUGCCUCAGUGGUUUCAGGUGUAACUGAGGAAACCCAGAACCAGGCAGAGAGUCAGGCAUUUCUAGGAGAAGAUGGUGAAGCUCCACUAUCACUUGAACUCACUGAGGCAUUCUCUGUGAGUUCAGGUUUCAUUGAGGAGACCCAGAACCAGGAAGAGAGUCAGGCAUUUCUAGGAGAAGCAGGUGAAGUUCCACCAUCACCUGAAAUCACAGAGAAAAUCUUGGGGAGUGCAGGUGUCAUUGAGCAGACCCGGAACCUAGCUCUUCAUUCUGUCUCAACCCAGGAAGACAAGGAAGAUGCUCCCCAGAUUUCCCCUGACACAUUAGAGAAUUUACCAGACACAUCUUCAGAUAUUUCCGAGCCCCAGCCUGAGCACAGUAUAACCAGGAGUCUGAUGCCAUCCAUCAUCUUCCUGAGUGGGGUUGUCUCCCUCUCAAUAGUGAUGCAGGAACCCAGUACCCUCUUCUUCAUUGGACUGCUUCUGGUCUUGCACCGUUUGUGAUUAAUCCACAAAGGUUUAUUCUGCUCUACUUCCAAGUUAAGUGCCUUUUCAUGACUCCAAACCAAGCCAUCAGAUUAAAAACACACGUUUCCUGUUCAAGUUGUAUAUCACUGUGAGUUUGCUGAUUAAUAUACAUUUUCAUCAAAUGAAAGGCAUUUUGGGUAGUUUAUUUCCAUGUAAAGUCAAAUUGCAAAGAGAAAAUAUAAAUAAUAAAAUAAAAAUGUGUUCACUCUAGUAUUAAAUCACUGUAUAAUAACAGAGAAGAUAUUUAAUUACUUUUUCUUGUCAUGUGGAAAUGUGUAUGUGGUGUUAUAACCUGAUUUAUUCAAUCAAUACUAUAAUGCACUUGUUUUUUGGGGGGGGCACUGUUGUCUCACAACAGAAAGGUUUGGGGCGUGAUCCUGGUGGCCGACCGGGGCCUUUCUGUGUGCAGUUCGUACGUUCUCCCAUGUCUGUGUGGGUUUCAGCUUCCUCCUACAAACCACAGACAUUCAGGUUAGGAUGACUGGUGACUCUUAAGUUGUUCGUAGGUUUGAAUGUAAGUGUGAGUGGUUCUCUGUGCUAUGUGCCAGUGCUGCGAAUCUGUCCGGGGUGUACCUCACCUCUCGCCCAGUGUCAGCUGUGACUGGCCAUCUCGUGACCAGUCGCUGCAGGACUGCAGGAUAUGCUGCAGGAUAAGCAACAUAGACAAUGGAUGGAUGGAUCCUGCCAGUGUAGUCAAGGUUAUUACCAAAGUGGGACAUUAAAGAGACCUGAUAUACAAAUGGAAAUUUGUUUAUGAGAUGCAAAAGCAAGACAUGGUUGUGUGAAGUUGCCUUAAUGCGUAAAGAAACAUGAACCUGACUACCUUCUAUAAACAGUAUAUUGACAUGGAUGCUGAUCCAUGGACAAAACAAGAGGAAAGCUGUAAAAGUAAUAUUUAUCACCAGAGAACACCAGCCUCCUUACUAUUGCACACUGCAUUUGAUGUUUAUUCCUGUAUGUAAACCCACAUUAUUGCUGUAGCACAACACAACAUUUUAAUGCACUGUUAUGACAACCUCACAAGCAGAAUGGAGCACUGAAUGACAUGUUUGAAGUGAUCAAAGUUUUUGCAGUGUGUUGCCAUUAAACUUGAUCUUAUG